Messenger RNA from Nymphaea colorata (pocket water lily), 749 nucleotides. RefSeq lists its product as uncharacterized. The coding region runs from base 175 to 576 and encodes 133 amino acids. NCBI's taxonomy places the organism in Eukaryota, Viridiplantae, Streptophyta, Magnoliopsida, Nymphaeales, Nymphaeaceae. The transcript is spliced from 2 exons. The record is from RefSeq and is a predicted model, not a curated record.
GCCAAUUCUUCUCUUAUAAAUUGAGUUGCCUUAGAUUGCCCUCGCAGAAGUAGGCACUUGGAUCAUCUCUUCGAUUGAACCUUCCUGUCUCUCUUUCAUCAACCGGUGGAUCAUCACGUCCGUUCAUCCGGCGGCAUAGAAAGGAUAUCAGAAGAUCACGAGCGGUAAGCCAAUAUGGAAGGAAAGCAUGAGAACAAAGAAAAGGAAAAUCAAGAGCCACAUAAGAAGGAAAAAGUGAAGAGCCCGAAAAAGGAUAAGGAGCACGACAACGAAUCUAAGGAAGGGGCACCGAAGAAGGAGAAGGACAAGAAGAACAAGGAAGCACAGCUUGAUGAAAAUGGCAAUGCAGUGGAGAAAGAAAAGAAAGGCGACAAGAAGAAGAAGAAAGACAAGGAAGGAGCAAAAGGAAAGCUGACAGACGCAGCCAAGAUCAAGCAAAAGAUAGAGAAGAUAGACGCGAAGCUGGCCAUGCUGGUGGAGAAGAAGGCUGAGAUGAUGAGGAUGCUUAAGGAUGCAGAAGAUCAGUGCAACAGCCAAGCCACCAAGUCAGAUUCAUCAACCGUAACUUCCGUAUAAGUUUCCGCGUUUGAUACAAAAUAUGUGUUUGGACAUGAGGCUUUUCUUGUAUAAAUAAGAAAUUAACUAGAACUUAGGAAAAGAUCAUGUAAAAGGUUGGAGCUUACCACAUACCUAUAUAGACUAAAGUAAAUGCGUGAAUCAUGUAUAAUGAUUAAGAGUUGUUCGAUUAA